Messenger RNA from Equus quagga, 4780 nucleotides. Its product is annotated as F-box/WD repeat-containing protein 15-like. Bases 1 to 564 code for a protein of 187 amino acids. NCBI's taxonomy places the organism in Eukaryota, Metazoa, Chordata, Mammalia, Perissodactyla, Equidae. Gene Ontology annotation, molecular function: protein binding. The record is from RefSeq and is a predicted model, not a curated record. The transcript is spliced from 6 exons.
AUGGCCACAUGGGGCCCACUCGAUACAUGGGCCUGCUCCCAGCCAGGUUUGGCCUGCGGGGUGGGAGCGCGGCGUGGACGUGGCGGGACAGAUGGGUUGGCGGGCGCGGUGGCGUUGCCCCUUGUUCCGCGUGAGCUGCCGCAGGUCUUCUCCUUCCUGGAGGCGCGAGACCUGCUCUGCGCCGCCCAGGUGGACAAGGUCUGGUAUGAGGUUUCAAAGACCAAGGACCUGUGGAGGCAGCUGUGUCUGAGAUGCUGGUCCUCGUGUAAGGCCUCCCGGAUGACGCUGGGCACGCAGACCUGGAAACAGUAUUAUCUCUGCCGGUCCGAGCUGGAGUUCCGCAUGGAAUCGGGACGGCCAGAGAAGGACUUCACCUGCAAAGCCCUUGCCAGGCACAAAGGACAGAUAGAAGAGCUGGCCUACAUCUCAACCAACGCAUGCUGGUUUGACAGGCAGGAGAAGUCCGUGAUGUGCCCUGGGUCCUUGGACGGCACCGUGCGCACCUGGGAUCUGCACGAGCGGCCAAGCAGAGUUCACGUUAUCAUCAUCAUCCUGAUUUUGUAGAAGUGUAGACGAGACUGAGUAAGGGGAGGCGUUCUGAGUCUGGGGCCACGUGGUUCCCUGUAAACCCAAGGGUUCUGCCUGGGGCCACACAUGGACCGUACCCAGCCUCCUCUGAGGGAUCUUUUCCUGGAAAACUGUCUGUUACUUCACAUUUUCAAAUGCCCUGGACACCUAAAGGCACCUCGAUUUAUUAUAGGGGGCCUCCUGGUGAGGUGGGUGUUCAUCUUGCCGUUGCUCAGGUUUGCUGGGGGGAGAGAGGGCGGGGGGGGCCCCAGCUCCAGGAGGGUCCACCUCACUCCCCGUGGAUGACCCCUCCUCUGGCCCCAAGAACAGGGCACCUUGGCUCUUAGCGACCACCGACUGUGACCUGUGUGACCUUCCUUCUCAGUCUGUGUGGGGCAGCCAGGGGAGCAGCAUUCUCGUACCCCUGUGCCAGCCUUGGGGUCUCUGCUCUGCUCAGACGUCAUGUUGGAAUCCAGGAGAGAGAACAGGUGUGACUUUGGUGACAAAAGUGUUUUGAAACAGCCGGCUGAGCCUGUGAGGCCCCUGGUGGCUGCCGGUGCCUGAGCGAGUCUCUGAAAGUCGGGACGGAUGCAGACGGCAGCCCAGGUCAUCUCAGGGCUCCAGGAACUGGCACGGGCGCUCGGAAACGGAGGAAAGUGGGGGCCGGGGGGCAGGGCAGUUUCGGAAUGAGUUAUGGUUAGUUAUAAUUUGUUUACUUUUGAAUCAUAAAAGUGAAACACUAUCAAGGCUUUUAUGUAAAAGGAAAAAUGGGACUCAAAGAUACUUCAUAAGAAGUAGAAACAUAUCCCCCCACGCAGGUUCUUUUCCCAGAGCUAACCACUUUUUAAAUCAUUUCUGAUUUUAGUUUUCCUGGCAGCCAUCGAUUGACCAAUUUUUAUAUUUGAUUAAGAGAUUCUGCUCCUCGAUCUGUAUACUUCAGAGAGUAUCUGUUGACUGUCUGCCUUACAGAAACAUUUUUAAUUUCCGGGAACUUUUCAGAUUGUCUGGUUGCUCUUUUUUUGUUUAAAGGGUGCAGUUAUUUGCAGCAUCUCUCUUUCCUCCGUGGCCAGUUUUUCAGUUGCUUGUCUUGGUUCUUCUCUUUCACGAGCUUGGUUUCCCGUGUGCACGGUCAUGGUCGAGGCUGUCACUUCGAGGAGAGGCCUCUGGAGAUGGACUGGCCUCGGGGGCUGGUUUCUGUCUCUCUGCAGUUUGUUGCCCCAUCCCCUGCGGGCCCUCCUGAGGAGGCCAGCCUCCAGCUGUGGAUAGUGGCCACGGCAGGCUUGGCUUAGAGGCUUUCGGCAGGAAGAGCACCUGAAGGCUGCUCAGAAGUCCCACGGCGACCAAAACAAAAAGGCCUUGACUGGAACAGAGAGCUUUGCACAGGGGUCGGCGGGCCUUCUCUGUAAAGGGCCCGACGGCGAGUAUUUUAGGCUUUGCAGGCCAUGUGGUCCUGCCACAGCGACUCAGCCAUGAUGUCAUGAAACAGCAGCCAUAGACAACAAGUAAACAAGAGAGCGGCUGUGUUCCGAUACAGCCGUAUUACGGACACUUAAAUGAGUGUCAUGUAAUUUUCUUGUCAUGGAACAGUCUUUUGAUUUUUUUAAACUAAAACGUAAAAAUACAAAAAUGGGCAGUGGGCCGGGUUUGGCUGCAGCCCAGUUUGCCGAACCUUCCUGUCAGGUGGUCAUCGUUUCCAGCGUGGGACCGUCUCAGACGUCCAGAACACUCUACGGCUGUUCCACCUGGCUUCCCAACCUUAAGAUGCUGUAUGAGCAAAUCUUCAACCUUAUUUUAUUUUUAAAAAGUCCACUCUGUUGGUUGGAAUCGUGCAGGAUGUAGACUUCCUGGGUUGGCCGUUUCAGUCAGCAGCGUGCAUUUCUGUGCAAUAUGCAUGUCUUUUCAUGACUUGAUCGCUCAUUUCUUUUCAACAUUGAAUAAUAUUCCAUUGUCUGCAUGUUCCAUGGUUUAUUUAUCCUUUCAAGGAUAAGGAUAUCUUGGUUGCUUUCGAGUUUUGGCAAUUAUGAAUAAAGUUGCUUUAAACAUUCAUGGGCAGAUUUUUGUGUGGACAUAAGACUGCUGCUCAUUUGGGUCAGAGCACAGUCACUGGAUGGGGUGGGAAGAGUAUGGAGACAGUAAGAAGAUCAGGGGCUGCCAGGGUUGGGGGGCUGGCGGAGGUACGAAUGGGGGGCACAGGAGCUUUGAGGGCAGCGAAACUGCUCUGUGAUACCGUGAUGGUGGGUACGUGUCAUCAUAUAUUGGUCAAAACCCGCAGAAGGUACAACAGAAAGAGUGGCUUCUAAUGUGGACUGUGGCCUUCAUUUCAUGGUAAUGGAUCAAUAUUGGCUCGUCAUUUGUAACAAAUGUCCCCCACAGUGCAAGGUGUUAAUAAUCGGGGAAACUGAGUGUGGGGAGAGAGGCGGUAUUGGGGAGCUAUCUGUAUUUUCUGCUCAAUUUAACAUCUACUAAUUUUUUAAAAAAUUCAACGCACACAUUCUCAUAAACAUUUCAACAGUGUACACGUGUCUAGAGUAAGAUUCCUAGUCUGUGCUCCUCCCUCCUAGUCCUUCCCGCUCUGCAACCACUGGUACCCGUGGGUCUGCGCCCUGCUGUGGUUGCACAGAUGGAUGUCAGCGCACACGUGUGUGUGAUUACACAGGGAGGGGUUGGUUGUUAGAGAGGAUUGCUUUUUAAAAUUUUUUAAAGAAAAAUGAGAUCCUAUUGCUCUUCUCCAUAAGCUGCUUUUCCCGUCCCUGUUGGUGGGCAGGCCUCACGCAGUUCCUGUCUGUUCCUGUGGUAACUUUCUCGUCUUGCCUCGCACGGGCGUGUCUGCUUUAUGUAGCCAUUUCUCCCUCCAUGAGCGCUCAGAGUCACAGGUUUUGCUGUUACACGUAGAGUGUUUGUCCACAUAUGCCGACGUCUUAGAGCUUUUAUGCUUUGGGUACAUUUCUGUAAGUGGGGUUGCUGGUCAACUUCAUGAGCAGUCUAGAUUUUAAUAAAUACUGCCAGAUUUGUGCUAAAAAGUUUGUAGUAAUGUAUACUUCCGCCAAGAGCGUGUGAGAACACUGGUUUCCCACAUGGCUGCCAGCGUUACUUAUAAUCAGUAUUUUUCGCCAGUCAGAUAUGCAGAAUAUUAUCUGAGGUUCUCACUUUGUUGAUUACCCGUCACUUGACCAUGUUUGUGCUUUUCUGCUCCUAUUCUUCGUCCGUUGGGGUGGGAGGGAGGAGGUUAUUGGGAGGGAUAACGGGACUGAAACGUCAGUUAACUCAUUAACCCUCUCGGGCUCCUGUGUGCCUGAUGGGCUGUGGUGUUUUCUCCACUUUUGGGUGAGCAAACUGAAGGACAGGAAGACGAAGCUGCGUCCCGCUCGUGGCUACUGUCCUGUGCAGCCGCCGGCUGGAACGAGGUGCCUCCACUCGAGUGGCAGAGACCCUCCAGGAUUAGGCUUGCUGGGGCUUUGCUUUACAGAAGUUUAGUUUGUUUAUGCUCCAUCACAAUUCUUUUCCUCCUUUUAUGGUUUCGGGGUAUCCAUGAUUUAAAAGGCCCCCCUUACCCUCAGUUGAAGUCUUUUUUCCCCUAUAUUUUAUUCAUAUGUGUCUGUGUGUCUGUGUAUGUAUACGUAUUUUUUUUACAUUUAUCUCUAAUUCAUCAAGAAUUAUUUUGUAUAUGAUUGGAAGUAGGAUUUGCCUUUAGUUUCUUCCAACUAGAUAGCUGUCCCAACAUUGUUUAUUGAAUAAACCGCCUCUUCUGCACCAACUUACAGUGCCCCCUAUUUUGCAUAUCAAAUUCCCCUUUAUAUUUGGGCCUGUGUUUGAACUCUCCUCUGUUUUAUUUAUCUGCCUGGUGGUUGUGCUGCUAUCAUGUUAUUUGAAUAGCUUGUAAUUCAGCUUUAUAAAAGUUCUCAAUAUCUGAUAGGGUAGGUCCUCUUUACGCUGGUGAUUUCAAAAUUUUCCUUGUAGUCACUCUCCCAUAUGAACUUUGGAACCAUUUUUAUGAGGUCUAAAACAAAUGAAAUUUGCAUUCUGAUUGAAAUGCAUUACAUUUAUAAAUCAUUUUGGAAAGGGGUGACAUUUUACAGUGUUUGGCUGCACGCCCAGGUGGGUAGACAGUGCGGGACAGGUUGCUGAGAGACCAAAAAAAAGACUCAGAGACAGUGAAUGAGACAUAUGGAGUUACUUACAGGGAAGGUCCAGUGGCGGCCGCUGGACAGAAAUG